Galleria mellonella (greater wax moth) is the source of this 3025-nucleotide messenger RNA. Its product is annotated as glutamic acid-rich protein. The transcript has 2 exons. Lineage: Eukaryota; Metazoa; Arthropoda; Insecta; Lepidoptera; Pyralidae. The coding region runs from base 97 to 735 and encodes 212 amino acids. The record is from RefSeq and is a predicted model, not a curated record.
GUCUGAAUGUAGUGUGUGGUUCGCAAAAUAUUUUUUUUCAUUUAUUUAAAAAAAAGGACAACCUUAACACGUCAUCGCCGUGUACUUGUUUUGAACAUGCCACGAAAGAAGAAUAACAAUGCCACGACAGAAGCAAGAAAAAAAGCAAGGCGUGAAUAUGAAAAGAGGAGACGUGCCAAAAUAAAAGCAGAUCCCGUUAAAUACGAGGAAGCAAAAGAAAAAGAACGAGCACGGCGUCAACAAAGAAAGGAGCAAAAGAAAAUACUAUCAAUAAAAGAUUUAACACAUCGUGAUCAGAAGGCGCAACGAGAAAAAUGGCGUGAACGUACUAGAAAAAGUCGAGCAUUAAAAAAAUGCAGAGAACGUGGGAUGCAACUAAUCAGGGAGAACACUCCUCCGUCUGAUUUGGAAAUUAAUGAAGCCCUGACGCCAGAUCCAAGCGUCUCUUCACCAGUAAAACUGCGCGAUACAACACCGGAGGUUAGAAGAGACGAUACACCUACAAUAUCACAACGAGGUGAAACUCCAUCCUCCAUCAGUUCUCGAGGCAGCGUAAUAAGUAGACAAAGGCGCCAAGCGUUAAAAGAACACAAACAACGCAGGAAACUAACCGAUGUUAUAAUUAUGAAUCAAAAAGCAAAAAUAAAAGUACAGCAGAAAGCAAUACAUACUCUUCAAGUUAAAAUGAACAGGCUGAUAAAGCAGGUUUCUCAAAUACCGAUCAAAGCCAGGUAAAGACAAAGAGUUUUGAAAGAUAUUUGGUGUCGUCGUAAAAUUUCAGUUCAAAAGUUUCUAGAAAGUGAAGAAAAUUCUAUGAUAAAUCCUGGAGUGAAAGAUACAAUUACGCGGCAUAAAAUGAAGAAACAGAAAAGGUAUAUUACUGAUACUAUGGAAAAUCUACGAAAAAAGUACAAUGUCGUAUCAGACCCAAAAUUGCGUGUAAGUUAUGCAAGUUUUUGCCGUUUGCGUCCAUUCUGGAUUGUUAAGGCAAAAUUAACUGAUCGCGAUACAUGCUUGUGUGUACUUCACGACAAUUUUGAUAUGAUGCUAAACAGAUUAAAAUCAUUAAAAAUCAUACAAAAUGGAGACACCGUAAUAGAAAGUGUGGUAUGUAAUACUAAUUCAUAUAAUUGCAUGAGUCGUAAAUGCUCUCAGUGUCUUAACAAAAUUCCUAAGUUUAUGGCGUUCGAAAACGAAGGCAUUUCUUACCAUCAAUGGGUGAGCGAAAAUGAAGAACGGGAUAUAAAAGGUAGUAUCAAAUCGAUCAGAAGAAUAAUUAAAUGUAGACUUAUAACUAACAAAAAGGGGCUAGUUGAAGCUUUUCUGGAAAUUCUGCCAAGGUUUCUCCUGCACACUUUUAAUAUAGGUAAUCAAUAUCAAGCAAUUAAUCAUAUCAAGACUAAUUUAGUUACAGGGGAAAUUUUGGUAAGAAUUGAUUUUUCUGAAAAUUACGCAUGCAAAUAUUUCUCAGAAAUUCAAUCUGUACAUUUUGGAGCAUCACGUCAGCAGGUGUCAAUUCACACAGGGGUUUUAUAUUACUUUUCGAAUGUCACUGGACAAGUGGAUACCAUAUCCUUUUGUUCUGUUUCUGCCUGCCUGCGUCAUGAUGCGGCCGCAGUACAUGCUCAUUUGAAGACAGCCUUAACAGCGUUAACGCAUUUGAUUGCACAUGAAAAUAUUAAGGUGCUACAUAUUGUUAGCGAUGGCCCAAGCAGUCAAUACAAAAACAAGAGCAAUUUCUAUCUUUUCACUCAACACCUUGUUCGUAUAUUGAAUAUUUCUGCAGCAACAUGGAAUUUUACUGAAACAGCACACGGUAAAGGUCCUGCAGAUGGUGUCGGUGCGGCUUUGAAAGGAGCUGCUAAUAACCAUGUCCUUAAAGGUAAUGAUAUACCUGACUAUAAAACUUUUGUCCAAGUUGUAAAAACCAACUGCAACGUUUUGGUAUAUGAAGUAAGUGAGCAAGACAUUAAAGAAUCUGAAGCUUUGCUUCGAAAUUCUGUUAAGAUUUUAAGUAUACCAGGCACAAAAAAUAUGCAUCAGUUAACAUGGAAUACUGAAGAACCCACAAUGCUCAAUAUAAGGGAUCUUUCUUGUGCCUGCUGUAAAAUAAAAGAUAAAUGUCCUCAUUAUCCCUGUUCAAGACGUCCGAUAGUACGAUUGACCAUUGAACGUGAUGCAGGAUCAAAUCUAUACACGACUAAUCCUAAUCUGAUUGAACCUAUAAUCGGUAACAAUUCUUCUGAAGCUAAUAAACGUAAUUUGCAAGAAGGGACGUGGGUACUAGCCAAGUUUUCAGGAAAAAAGAACGUAGUUUCCCUUUUUGUAGGUCAAAUUGUUAGUUUAAAUAACGACAAACCUGAUGCACCUUACUAUACCAAAUUUACUAAGAAGAAGUAUCAUAACGUGAUAUCAGGAGACGUAGUCUUUACUUGGAAUAACAAUGAUUGUGCAGAUAUUGGCCCUGAAGACAUUGUUUGUGUGUUGCAAGAACCCACUCCCGGUAGGCGAGGAGAACUAAUUUUCAAAAUCGAUUCCGAUUUAUUUAAUCAUCCCAUUAUGUAAAAGGUUUGAGGCUUUUUACAUAAUUUGCAGGUGCAUUGCAGUGAUGAUAGAGUAUUGUACUACUACUUUUUAUGUAAAUGUACGAUUUUACUUCUUUGGUGAAAAAAAAUCAAUCCUUUAAUUUUGUUGAUUUUAAGUUUUUUUUUUCAGAUGUUUAAUAAGUGAUAUUGUGUUAUUUUUUUUAGAAGUUUAACUUUCUUUCUAGAAGAUUGACUUUUUAAUUGUGUUCAAAGCUAAAACGCUGCAAUUACUUUAAGCAUUAUUCUCAACUUUACUAUUAUAAUAUUUACGAGAGGAUAAAAAUGAGUCCAAAUUUGAUACUCAGUUAUUAUGUUUAAUAGUUUACUAAUUAUAGGUACUAUGUGAUAUCAAAACAAUGCUACCUGUGAUCAGAUAGUUCUAAGAAUAAAAGGCUGAUUUGUUGUAUUAGUAGGUAGAAUGAUUACCUGACGGUAUUUUU